Molecule: messenger RNA, 948 nt
Organism: Acanthisitta chloris (rifleman)
Lineage: Eukaryota; Metazoa; Chordata; Aves; Passeriformes; Acanthisittidae
Gene: ASCC1
Product: activating signal cointegrator 1 complex subunit 1
Exons: 8
Biological process (GO): regulation of DNA-templated transcription; DNA alkylation repair
Cellular component (GO): nucleus
Molecular function (GO): RNA binding
Source: RefSeq, a predicted model, not a curated record
AUGGAGGUGCUGAGGCCCACCCUGAUCCGCAUUGGAGACAGAGUAUACCGCAAGAAUCUCAUCCAGGAGCAGAGCUACCCCCAUGAUGAUGAGGAGGAGGAUUUCUGUGCAGGUCCUGGGGACUGCCCGGACGAGCCCUGUGAUGCCUUCACGGUGGAGGAGACUGAGAGAGGCUUCCAGUGCCGAGUGGAGGUUCCCAGCCCCUUGUACAAGUACAUAAUUGGGAAGAAAGGAGAGACCAAGAAGAGGCUAGAAACAGAGACUAGAACCUCCAUCAGCAUUCCCAAGCCUGGAGUGGAAGGAGAGAUCGUAAUCACUGGGCAGCACCGGAGCGGUGUCAUCUCUGCCCGGACACGGAUUGAUGUGCUCCUGGACAGCUUCCGUCGGAAACAGCCCUUCACACACUUCCUGUCCUUUGCUCUCAACCAGCCUGCCAUCCAGGAGAGCUUCCUGCACUUCAAGGACGAAGUCUUGGAGAAAUGCUCAAAGGAUCAUGGGGUCAGCAGCAGCCUGUUCCAGAACCCUGCAAAGCUCCAUCUGACCCUUGGAACAUUGGUGCUCCUGAACCAACAAGAGAUUCAGAAAGCCUGUGACCUCCUCCAGCGCUGCAAAGAGGACUUUGUGGACCAAAUCACUGGAGGCAAACCCCUGGCUGUGGAAGUGGCAGGAGUGGAGUACAUGAAUGAUGACCCUGCUGUGAUGGAUGUCCUUUAUGCCCAAGUGCACAUGAAGGAUGGCUCAGACAGGCUGCAGGUGAUUGCAGAUCAGCUGGUGGAGAGGUUUGUGGCCUCGGGCCUGAUGCUGAAGGAAUGGGAUAGGGUGAAGCUGCACGCUACAGUCAUGAACACUCUCUUCAGGAAAGAUCCAACUGAAGAGAGAAACAAUCCAGUGCCUGGGAAAUCAUCCCUCAAGGAACGGGAGUCAUUCGAUGGCCGAAAUAUCCUCAAG